Messenger RNA from Linum tenue, 2774 nucleotides. NCBI's taxonomy places the organism in Eukaryota, Viridiplantae, Streptophyta, Magnoliopsida, Malpighiales, Linaceae. The record is from the annotation of a GenBank genome assembly.
CAACGCCUCUUUCCCGCCGUCUCUCUCUCGCUAUCCGACGAAGAGUCUCCGAACAGUCGACGACCGCAGUCCUCUCAAGACCAUUCCGCCCUGAAUUAUGAUCUCCUCUGCUCAAUUUAGUAGACCCAAGGAAGAGCUGGGGAAAUGCUAUUAUCAACAUCCCUGCGUUUACUCUAUCCUGCUAUCUCAUUUAGUUCACUACUUAAGCUCAAGUCUUCAACUCCAAGGUGUUUUCGUCUUCAAGAACCAAUGGUCGGUUCAGGUUCGGCUAUGGAUAGUUCAAGUUGCACGUUGGUGCUGUGUGGGAAGUCGUCGGCAGAGAAUGAAAUUGCUGAGUCUCUGAAGAAGAAUGAUACUAUUAAGCUUUCUGAAAACAGUGACUUGUCUGUGUUCAUGAAAUCAGAAGUUGAUAAAUUGUAUAAGCAGGAGGAGAAAUCUUUCGAUCUGGAACUUUACAUGAAUUGCCUUUCAACACAGCGAUUCGGGAGACUUUUAAUUUGGUCCCCCCUAAUAACUUCCACUCAUGAUGUUGUUUCCAGCAAUUUUAGUGAUCUUCCGAUUGGCACAGUUUGUGUCGCUGACAGACAAUAUAAAGGACGGGGUCGAUCAAAGAAUGUUUGGGAAUCUCCUGUUGGUUGCUUACUGUUUUCAUUCACGGUUCAGAUGGAGGAUGGGCGAGCAGUUCCUUUGCUGCAGUAUGUCGUUUCACUUGCUGUUACAGAGGCAAUAAAGGAAGUUUGUGAGAAGAAUGGAUUACCUUAUAUUGACGCUCGAAUAAAAUGGCCAAAUGAUAUUUACUUGAAUGGCCUCAAGGUUGGAGGUAUUUUAUGCACUUCGACCUACAGAUCGAAGAAGUUCAAUAUUAGUGCUGGCAUUGGUUUGAAUGUUGAUAAUGACAAACCGACUACAUGCUUGAAUGCCUUCCUAAGAGAUAUGUCCCCUGCAGCUUGCUGCUUAACCAGAGAGGAAAUUGUGGCUUCAUUUUUCAACAAAUUCGAAAAGCUUUAUGACUUAUUUAUAAACCAAGGUGAAUAUCCUUUCAAAUAGAAGAAAAAAUAACGGCGAAGAAGUUGCAUGUUGAAUUUAUCUUUCUGUUUUUUUUUUUAUCUCAAAAUUAAGAAGGUUGGAAGUAAGCAGAAGUGAUCUCUUGUGUCUACUUUUUCCAUUAAAUUUUAGAAUCAGAAGACUUUCGUCCAGAGCUUAUGUUGUGUCUUUUCUUUUGAACUCCUGCGGUUUCCUAGAAUAUAGUUCUUACAGACUUGGUAAAUAUAAGCAGUUGCAUUCUAGGGCUACAUGAGUCCUCGAUUUUUUUUUUUUUACCUCGGUGUGCAAUUGCAUUUCUAGAUUUGUCGACUUUUAUGUACUUAUUCAUUACAUUGAUCCACAGGAUUUGGACCUCUGGAGGAACUCUACUAUGGAACUUGGCUGCACAGUGGGCAAAGAGUAAUCAUUCAAGAAAACAAUAAGGAUCAAGUUAUGGAGAGUGUGGUAACUGUUCAGGGUUUGACGUCUUCGGGGUAUUUGUUGGCUAUGGGUGACGACAAUCACAUGUAUGAGCUUCAUCCUGAUGGAAAUAGUUUUGACUUCUUCAAAGGAUUAAUCAGACGGAAACUUCAAUGAAAGAUGCAUGCAGCCAAGGAAAGUUGGAGUUUUUUCUAUGCCAACAGACAAACAGUUUCAUGAUGGUAUAUUGUUGUAUCCUUUGAACAGCUUUUCUGGCAUGAUCUGUACCUUUAAAGCUAGAGGCAAUCCUAAAGUCCAAAGGUUUCCGAGUCGAGACAAGUUUUGGCCAAUAGUUCUGUUUGAUUUUGUGGUUAUGCAGCUGCGUACGUGAAAUGGUACAGCUUUUGAGGAUGCAUGUUAAGUCAGGAUCUCUGUGUUGCAUCUUUUGUCAAAUAUAUAGGACACCUUAUACACUGUUAGCUCCAAAUCCUGCAACGAACCUGAUCAUGCCCCAUUACGCCAAGUUUCUGUGAUUGACCGGAAUCAAAGACGGCAAAACUGAUGUGCUGUAUAUAGAAUUAUAGAUACACUUAUGUUAUUCCUCUUGUAGUGUUGAAUGCUGCUAUAUCUCCCCUAAUCUUCAAUUCCGGAAGGCUUCUCUGAAUUCUCCUUAUCACCAACACGAAAGUAGAACGAUUUGAGCUUCGGAGCAAAAACUUCCACUAGUUCAAUUUAUGGCGGCGGCAUUAGGAUUUUGGGAUUGGAUUUGUGCAACUGGAGAGUCUCUAGAGAUCCAUGGACAUUAUGCGCUGCCAUUGCUCCUGCCAUAUUGUGGAUGCCAGUUGCGGUACACAUUGCUAAUACGACCCUGGCAGCAGCCAUGUAUUGCAUUACGCCGUCAAAUAGUUCUGUACCAGCUGAAUGUCCACAAAGUGCCUCUCCCCGAAGGUCGAAGCUAAUGGCACGGACCACGGUCGACUCAAAUCGAAGAGAUAUGAACUUGUCCACGUGUUUCUGGAAAUCGGACUUAUUACUGAAGCUGGAGUUCCUGCUGAAGUUGACAGGGACGGGGAUAUCUUUCCAUAAGCAUCUCCACCUUCUCGACAGAAUGCUGGUUUGGACGACAGAUCCAGUGUCGAGGAAGGAUAGAAUGUGAUGCAGAAUGUUGUUUGAAAGAUGGCUCACUCUGUCUAUCACUCUAAUGCUGAUGUUAUUAACACUGAUUGUUUCGGAUUUUGGCGAGUACUUUGAUGAAGCCAUAGCAGCUCUUCAAACGAAUAUUGCUCGUUUUGAUGCACACAGAAAGCUAUAUGUAUAUGCAUGUUCUGAAC